Molecule: messenger RNA, 1476 nt
Organism: Tripterygium wilfordii
Lineage: Eukaryota; Viridiplantae; Streptophyta; Magnoliopsida; Celastrales; Celastraceae
Exons: 2
Coding region: 190-1251 (353 amino acids)
Source: RefSeq, a predicted model, not a curated record
CCUGCACUUCAUGGGCCUUUCACUCAUUCAGCCUCCUUGCAUACUUCUCACAUACUUAGCCCAGCCACACACAAAACACUUCUCACACACUCCAGCCUAUUUUUCUCUCUUAUACCACUCACGAACGGAGACACCACCGUCAUCACCUUGUGCACCGUUGUCUUCCACGGUUCCUACGGACCAGGUCUAAUGGGAAAGCGCAAAGCUGUUGCUCCACCUACCACUUCAUUCAAAAAGGGUGCUGAUAUUUAUACUGAGGCUCCUCUUGAAAAGGAGACACGCAUUGCUGCUGAUGUGCGUGCACUGCCCGAACACCAGGAAGCAAUGCAAUAUCUCACCACGCACUCUCUUGAGUACCUUUUGGAUCCUGACCCUAGUGAUCAGUUGCCCGUGUAUACAAAGGCAGUGCGAUCUUUUUACCGCACACUUACUGAAGUUCAGGGAGAGGAACACGAGAGUAUGACUGACGAUCCAAAGUCAUAUUCCGUAACUAUUGAGCAGCAAGUUAUUCAGUUCUCUACUACGGACUUAUGUGAGUUAAUCGGGUUUCCUCGGGAAUUUGUUCCCAAUACUGGGUUUGAGCGGUCCACGGUUCCAUUUAUGGCCGAUAUCAUUAUGGCUCUCACCACUGAGACAUAUUCUGGCCAGUGCUUUGUGACACGUUCCCAACUUCCAAAAUAUAUGAGACUUAUUGACACCGUUGUCAAGAAGAAUUUGAUUCCUAUAGGACAUGAUCAGGAACGGCGGGGUCCAUUUUUGGAGGUUUUAUAUGCUAUGCUUAAGAAUGAGUGGUUUGACGUUGGUGAAGUCUUUGUAGAACAAAUGCUUUUGGUUAAAAGCAGGUUGGAGAAUCAGUCAAAUCAAUUUCUUCUUUUCCCUCGCCUUAUUACUCGGUUGCUGCAGAAGCAUGAGAUUACUUUGCGAGAGAAGCUGGCUGUUGAUUUCCCUAUGGACACUUUCUCUAUGAGCUCAUGGAAUCUAAGCCGAUCACAUAUGGAUAGGAUUGCCUUGAGAAUGAGAGGUGUUUCCGGUUCUUCUCACGGGAGUUCUGGUGCACCUACUUUGAUUGAGCGAUUUGAGAUCUUGGGUACUGAACUCCGUACUGUUGCUGAGGAGCAGGCCAGCUUACGUGCUUAUGUCAUGAAUGGAUUUGAAGAUGUCCGGACAGAGUUGACACUGCUUAGAGCUAGCCAGGAGGCACUUAUAGUUUUCUUGGGGUGCCCACCACCCGAUGUUUCACCUCCACCAUGAUUACUCUCAGGUUGUGUUGUUCCCACUUUUGUGUGUUUCUUUGUCUUAUUUUAUUUUUUUUCUGCAUUGGGGACACUGCAAUAUCUAAGUGUGGGGGGGGUGAUUUUUGGGGUGACCUUCAGAGUGACUUUUGGAUCCAAGAUACGGUAUGUAUUAAUUGCUAUUUGCUUACCAUGGGCAUGUAUCAGAAUCUCUUAUGUUAGCAGUAUGUGGUUAUAAAAAAAA